UGAUCACCGGGGACCGGGGAGACUGAACGGUAGUGUUGGACAUGUCGGCUAGGUCGGACCGAGACAGCGGGUACCGGAGAAAGAUCUCCACAGACGGCCAGCAGCACCGGCAGGUGGCGGAGAAAUCAAACCGACACAGCAGAAUAGUGCGUGGUUUCGCCAGAGAUUCUUCAAGUCUGAGGAGAACUGUGUCAACAUGUGAGGAAAACGUCCCAACAGCUCUGCCGCUGCUGCUAGAUGUGGUCGGGGGUACAGAGCGUCUUCCUGCAGACGAGGAGUUGCAGGAAAUGCUAAGAGGGAAACUGCGCAUCCUGCAAGCUGACAGCACAGAGGUCAACGCUCUGUUCACGGAGCUGUCUACUCAUCUCAUCUCCAUCAACAGUGAAGAAAAAGUUAUUUUUGUGACAUUCAAAACAUUUGAGGAAAUAUGGAAGUUCACCACAUACUACACAAUAGGUUUCUUGGGUCAGUGCAUGGAGAAUCUGUUGUGGGACCAGAAGUUUUGGCUCAGCUCUUUGGAGGAUGACAUUGCAAUCGAGGUUUCCCUUCAGGAGGACACUCUCAACCUUAUCUACAAAGGCAUCCUCAUGCAGGAAGGUUCAUUCUUUGCUAGUUGUAGUACCAACCAGAUGUUUGACAGCUCCACGUCUGGAGGUGACCUGUACCUGGAGCAGGGGGACAUAGCCCAGUUUGAGCCUCCCUUCCUUGGCUCAGGGUGGACUGUCCUCUGCCUGGCCGAUGGAUCCCGAGGCACUGCACCCACACCAGGUCUCGAGCCGGUCAUCCCUUUUCAUCAAUGGUUCCUCAAAUCCUGUGCAGAGAGCAUUUUAGUUGGUGAUGGGAAACCCUCCUGUGACUUCCCUCUGGAGUUUGCCAGAGGAACCUGUCUGGCCACAGUGGAGUAUGAUGCUGAGGGCCCAGAUGAGCUGAGCAUGGCACCCGGUGAUCGCAUCAUCAUCGUGGGCCUUCUGGUGUCUUGUUUUGAUUGGUUCACUGGGAGGAAGGAGGCGACAGGAGAAGUGGGUCUGGUCAAGACAAGCCUGGUGAAACCGAGCCCUGACAUUUACGACUCAGCAGAUAUUUUUUUGGAUGGAGAAGAAGGGACCUUCUUCAGUUUGCAAGAGGACAAAGUCAUAGAAGAAACAACUGCCUUAUUGAAGAAGAAAUCUCAAAAUGAUUCUGGUCAUAACUACAAACUUGAUAUGAUCAGUUACCAAGACUCUACAAAAAAGACACCAUUAAGUUCUUCGAGCAAAGGUUAUCCUCAGCAGACAGACUUGAAGAUAAAUAUUCAGAGGUUUCUUGAUCAAGGAAAAGACACAUUGCCACCUUCCGUAGUGACCGUGAACGGGACUCUAGAGGACUCUGUCCUGGCUUUAGAAGCAAAAAGUCCUCCCUGUUUCACUGUUCACCCAGUUGUAGAAGGAAACAACAACAAUGAAAUCUUCAUUCCGCUUUUCUCUUUCUUGGAGGGACAAGAGUACAAAAUAGAGUUUGGCACACUGUAUGGACUGAGUUCUGAACUCCUGGCCUCCUCCAUCUUCACCGGUCACUCAGACGAGGACGAGCUGAUUGCCUUCCUGGGUGUAGCCAGAGAAACAGCCAGGAAAAAGCGACUCUUUUGGUCACAGACCCGUUCAUGCUUUCUGCUGGGUAAGCUCUGUGCCGGAAGGUCAAAGUUCAGCCAGGCCCGGGUUUACUUUGAGGAAGCCCUCAGCGUGCCACAAGAAGGCUUCAUCGACCUCAGGCUGUUGGCCAGCAUCUACUCCAACCUGGUUGCCAUAUAUCUUUUGCAGAAAAACACCGAAAGUUUCUUUGCUCUGACAGAGCGACUUGUAGCCUUGCUAUUGGGAAUCCCAGACUGCCUGGAAUACUUAGAGGACAACUCUGCUCUUAAAUAUAUCCUCAAGAAAGCUGUUCUGUCUCACAACAAGAUGGCAGAGGCCCGGGCUUGUCAUCUAUUGGCAAAGCACCACUGGACUCGUGCUGAAGGGGUACGAGUUGUUCCAUAUCUUCAGAGACUACUUGUUCUUUGCGCUGAAGCUCAAAGGACAUGGGGCAUCUCUCCCAGUCAUGAGUACCUCGCCCUGGGUAGGCUCUACAGUGAACUCCGACUUCCCCACCUCAGUGUCAGUUCAGCCAGGAGAGCUCCGCAGCAGCCCUCUGCUACACUGACCGACUGCCUGAGCAGCAUGGUUCUACUUUUGGACAAUGUCAACACACUGAAUGGUAUCACACAACAGGAAGCCUCCAUCCCACCUCAAGUGGCUCCCUAUUUACAACAAGCCCUCUCUUCUAACAAAGUCCAAGGAGUAGGAAGUGAUCAGCACCAUGUUUUGAGCCAUCAGCUUACCCUUUGUCUCUGCCAACUCUUUUGCAAGCACAAAAUGGUUGGACACGCUAUCGGCCACAUGCAUAUUCUAAUCGACAGCAAUCCACCCUCGCAGCCAUCCCCCAUCUCAGUCCCAGAAAGAAAUGGUACCCUCAUCUGGCUGGCAUGGCUUCACAUUGACAACAAGCAGCCGGAUGUGGCUCUGGAUAUCCUGGACUCUGUCCUCGCUUCCAUGCCAGAACACUGCACUACCCCUCAGGAAGGUGUGGUCCUCAACAUGCGUGGCGUGGCACUUCGAUGCAUGGGUGACCUUCGGAGGGCGGCAGAGAGCUACCAGGCUGCUGUGGACAUCUGCCAAGAGUACGAGGACAUGCCAAACUGGGCUGUAGCUCAGGCUAACCUGGGGCUGUUAUGUUUGAAGGCUGGGGCUAAAGGACUAGCCCAAAAACACCUGACUGAGGCCGUGCAGCUUUUCUCUGAGCUGGAAGAAAAAGGUCAUGAGGCGAACUUCAUCACAGUGCUGCUGGAGCUGGGUCAGCACUAUGUGAAGCAGCACCAGCUGGACUUUGGGAAAGGAUGCUACGAAUGGGCUCUGUUGCUGGCUAUCAAUGCUAAUCUUUUAGACUGCCAGCUCACUGCCACCAGACACCUGUGCAAUCUGUAUGGGUGUGAGAGUCCGGACCAGGCCCAGUGUAUCAUCUACAGCCAGCACCAGGUCCAGCUUCUGAGACAUACAGGAGACAGAAGACAGGAGGGAGAUGCAUUGGAAGCCAUCAGUCAGCUCUACCUCACCCUGGGCACAGAAAGGGCAUACAGGGCAGCUCUUGACUACACCAAGACCAGUCUGGGUAUUUUCAUCGACCUGGGCUGCAGGGAGAAGGAGGCGUACGGCUGGUUGCAAGCGGGAAAGAUCUACCACCUGGUGGACCAGACUGAACUCGUGGACCUUUACACACAGGUAGCUCAGGAUGUCGCUCUGAGUACAGGAGACACAGGGUUCAUCUUGAAGCUCCUGGAAGCUGCAGGAGACAUUUUCUUCAACAGCAGCAAGGACCAGGACAAGGCUAUCACCUUCUACAGGGACCGUGCUCUGCCCAUCGCAGUGAAGAGCAGCAGUGUGCGUUCCAGGCUGAGGUUGUGCAAUAAAUUGACUGAACUGAUGCUAAGUCUCAAGCUGUAUGGGGAAGCUGUGGAAUUUGCUCAGACUGCACUGGACAUCAGUAUCACUCUGGGUGAUUGUCUGAAUGAGAGGGUGGCUUACCAUCGUCUGGCCUCUCUUUACCACUGUCUGGACCAGUAUGAACUGGCUGAACACUAUUACCUGAAAACCCUGACCCUCUGUCCAACACCUCUGCUGUUUGAUGAGGAAACGCUGUACUAUGUUAGGGUGUACCAGACGCUGGGGGACAUCAUAUUCUAUGACCUGAAGGACCCAUUUGACGCUGCAGGCUACUACCACCUUGCUCUGGCUGCAGCCAUGGAUCUGGGCAACAAGAGGUCUCAGCUGCAGCUGUGCACUCGUCUCGCCACCAUCUACCACAACUUCCUAAUCGACCGGGAGCUCUCUCUCUUCUUUUACCAGAAAGCUCGUGCCUUUGCUGCAGAGUUGAACGUGAGAAAGAUUAAUAUCUCACCGGAUCAGCAGUAUAGCAGCACCUCGCAGUCCAAGACAAACAGACAAUAGGCCGGACACUUUGGGAAGUCUUUGUUUGACAAGAAAAAAAAUCACUUUUGCUAAGUGCGACAAAAACUUCAGCAGAUGGCUGGAUGCAUUUUCUUUUUUUGGUACAGAAAAUGUAUGUUUCAUGAGAAGCCUUGUGAAUUAUUAUGCUUUAAGCAUUAAGACUACAGCACAGAUUCAACUGUUCCCAGAAAACCCAUCUUUAAGACCUUACUUGGAAGAGAUAGUUAAGGUCCCAUGAUGCCCAAGAUGUCCAAUCUAAUCAUCUAUUGCGUUAUGAAACUGUGUGUGUUCAAAAUUCACGAUUCAACUUUACUUAGGCCUCUGAUAAUUUACAAGGAAAAGAUAAAUAUCCUGAACCAGAAAACAGUGAAAGCUUUAUAAUGAUAAGUUAUUAUCUUUACAAAUGGUUAGAUGUGUCAUUUAUGAUUUCUUUAUUCAAGUUUCUUUUUUGUAAUCCUUCUAAACAAGAAAAAAAGACAUGCUGAUUGUAACUGAUCACUCAUAAACACAAGUGCAUCAUCUGCAUAUAAUGAAAUAUUAUGUGUUCUGGUACUUAUUUGAAUAUCCUUAAGCUGGUUACUUAUUCUAAAGGCUCUAUGACAAAAGCAAAAAGUAAUUGAGACAUGACACAACCCUGUUCUGUACUUCUGUUGGAAAUACACGACCUGACAACCAUUAAGCAAUAAAAAUGGAAAUGCAAAUGUAACUUGACUAAAUCAGUGGAAAUAUUCCCAAAAGCAAAGUCUCACAUUGUUUUAAUGAGUACUCCAACUCUAUACAGUCAAAUGUUUCGUGAUUUCUUGUAGUGUCCCUCUUGAGGUGUUGAGUUCAAUGACCACAGUGUACAGAAGAGGUUUUCAGACAGUUGUUUGAGGCCUGUAAGACAUUGAAUAUGCAAACUGUGAGGAGCAGAUUAGUUCAUCAGGGUUUUAUCCGAAUAAUAAAACGUAAAGUUAAAGUAAGUUAUCAUAUGUCAUUAAUAUAGAGCGAGUAUUUUUUGCUAUUUUGUCUAAUGAUGAACAAACUAAUAUGCAAA
Messenger RNA from Anoplopoma fimbria (sablefish), 5052 nucleotides. RefSeq names its product SH3 domain and tetratricopeptide repeat-containing protein 1. Bases 42 to 4016 code for a protein of 1324 amino acids. Gene Ontology annotation, molecular function: protein binding. NCBI's taxonomy places the organism in Eukaryota, Metazoa, Chordata, Actinopteri, Perciformes, Anoplopomatidae. The record is from RefSeq and is a predicted model, not a curated record. The transcript has 19 exons.